UUUUGUCUUGCGCGACAACUUCCAGUUUUAUAUAUUAAACAAUGCAAAAAAUGAACAUAAUUAAAAUCAGCUUUCAAUAUCGACUGUUUUUAAAAGAAAUUUAAGUGGACCUUAUACAUAUUCUUUUGUUCCAAUGAAGUAUAUCAUGAUAUAUUCUUAAUCAUUGCAGUUUUAACUCUAACCUUCUCAAACAUGUACGGUUAUAGUCGAGAAGCUAUACGAGUCAAAGUGAAGAAAUGUGAAAUGAACUGCCAACCCGAAUGGAGAAAAUUUAGUGUUGAUCCUCAAAUUACAUCAGUAGAAAUAUUGCAUAGUAUUUUAGCUAAAGCAUUUGAUAUAAGGUCUGAUUUCUCGAUUUUCUAUAAAACUCUUGAUCCAUUAGGGCAUGAAACAUUCCUUGCUGUGAUGUCUGAUUGGGAUUUAGAUGCUGCAUUUUUAAGAACUCACAAUUAUUCGGUUCAAACUGGUUCUGAGCCCUGUCUGAAUUUGCGGGUUGACGUCAAAUCAUUUGAAGAAUCCAAUAAUUCUGAAAGAAGCUCUUUUGAAGCAUAUAAAUUGGAACAUUCGUCUUUUCAACAGUCUAUAGAUGCUGGUCAAAAAUAUGUUCAGAAUAUGCAAAACAAACUUCCUGGUUUGAUAAUGAAUCAAAUGGAGAAAACUUUUUCGAUGGUACAACGAGCUUUAAACUUUGCAGAAGAGCAAAUUCCUGUGUAUCCUCCCAGAGCACCAUUAUCAGACUCAGAAUUUAGAAGUUUUUUAGAUUCAGUAGGACAAAUAAUAAGGCCUCAAGACUUGCGGCAUGUAGUGUUUUUAGGGGGGAUAGAUCCUAGCCUUCGAAAAGUGGUUUGGAAGCAUAUCCUAAACGUAUAUCCCAACGGCAUGACAGGAAGAGAGAGAAUGGAUUACAUCAAGCGAAAAGCGUCCGAAUAUUUGCAAAUGCGGGAAGUGUGGAAAUCUGCUGUCCAAAGUGGCUCACUCGAUAAUGAGCUAGCUUAUGUAACAAGUAUGGUAAAAAAGGACGUUUUAAGAACUGAUCGUUUGCAUCAGUUUUAUGCUGGUAGUGAUGAUAAUCAAAAUAUAUCAUCACUAUUUAAUAUAUUAACAACAUUUGCUCUAAAUCAUCCAAAAGUAAGUUAUUGUCAAGGAAUGUCAGAUUUAGCCUCACCCCUUUUGGUAACAAUGAAUGACGAAGCUCAUGCAUACAUUUGCUUUUGCGCUAUAAUGGAACGUUUAAAAGCAAAUUUUAUGCUAGAUGGUAUAGCUAUGACACUAAAAUUUUCACAUCUCACAGAAGCUUUACAAUACUAUGACAUAGAAUUUUAUAAUUAUUUAAAACUUCAACAGGCAGACGAUUUAUUAUUUUGUUACAGAUGGUUGUUAUUAGAACUUAAAAGAGAAUUUCCAUUUGAAGAUUCAUUGAGGAUGCUAGAAGUUCAGUGGAGCUCACUGCGUAGUGAUCCACCUGACAAGGAAUUAAAAUUAUUUGAUAAAGAGUAUACUCCGCAAACAGAGGUAAAGCCAUGCAAACAUAAUUCUUUGAAUUCAAUGGAAGUGCAAAGAAAACAAAGAGAAAAUCAUUAUGCUAACAUAUGUGCUUUAAGACGUCAAACUUCAGCUAGUUCUUUAUAUUCUAAUCAUUCAUUAAAUCAGAUCAAUUUAUAUAAUUUAAAUGAAGAUACAAAUGGCACAAAAUUAGAUAAUUUUAAAAGACUUAAUCAUAGCUUAGAUGAAAACAUUACAAGAAUUCCCUUAAAGCAUGCAAAUCUUAUGAAAGCACAUCAAAGUUUAGAUGAAACCAAAAUGCUUCUUCUAAUGAGAAACAUUUCUCCAACUGAAUACUCAUCAGAUACUUUCAAUAAUUUAGUUACUGCAAAUGAUAAAAAAACAAUUAAAAAUCAAUCAUGUGAUAUGAAAAACUAUGAAAAUAAAAAAGUUAUAUUCCAUUCGACAAACCCUUUCAUAAAUGAUGUGAAAGGGGGAAGUACAGAAAUUUUAAUAUGCGAUGAUAAAAUGGAGCAAGAAAAAGUGAAUUUUAUUCAACCUAAUUUAGAAUGCACCAACUUAAACAAAAAUUUAAAUCUUAAUUAUGCCGAUGAGUCAAAUAAAGGAAAUUCAUUUGGUAAACCGGAUAGCAUUUCAACAUCGCAAAUAAUGACGAAACACAAAGGACAUUUCAAAGAACUAAAAGAAAAAAUUACGGCUUCAAAAAAAGGUAUAUCAGCUUCAACUGACAAAAUUGAAACACAGCUGGAUUUGAAAAAUGUGCCCAUAAAUCAAAACAUUACCAAAGAAGAAGCAUACCAGCAACAUUGCGACAAAUAUAACACAGAAAAAAACCAAAAAGUAGUGAAAAAUCUAAACGAAUUUUUGAAUUUCGCAAAUAAAACGAAAACACCAAAUAAACCUAUUCAAAACUGUCCAAAGAUUCAUAAUUCAAAUUUAAUUGAAGAAAAAAGUUCAAAUUAUAUUAAUAUGACUAAGCAGGAAUUGUCGGGUAACCUAGAAAUUAAUGAAAUAGUAAAAAAGUCAUUUUCAGAAGAACAUUGUCUUUUAGUUUCUGAAUUAGAUCUAGAAGAUAAGUUUCAAAUUAUAGAAAAUAAUGUAAAUCAGAUAAAAGAUAAACAAGAAUACGGAUUACAAAGAAAGUCUUCAAACAGUGAAAUAAAAAUAAAUGGAAAAAUGCAAGAUAUUUAUGACACGCUUCCAAAGGAGGACAAAUUGGGAAUUGAAAAUGCAAAAAAGGAUAACCAACGAACUGACUUUAAUAUAAACUACGAAAGAUUAGAUAAGAAUAUGAAUCUUGAAAGGAAUAUAGACAUAAAAGGAAACAUAAACAAACGAAAAAAUGCAAGUAGCGGCAAUAAUACCGACGUGUAUGUUUGGGAGAAUCCUUUACAUCAAAUUUCAAAAAAUUCAAUUUGCAGCUUAAGCGGAGUUGAUAUUAGUGAAAACGAAUUUAAGCAUAACAUCAAAUAUUUAGAAAACAACAAAAAUGAAGCCUGUCAAACGAAUGUUAAUAAAUUAGUUCUUAAAGAAGCAGUUAAUAAGCAGAAAAUUCUUUCGUAUAAAUCCAACUCAGACAUAAACGUAGAAAAAACAAAAAUCGAAUCGUUAUCUUUGAACCCGUUUUUAAGUGAUCAGCUUCAUGAAAGUAAACUAAGCAUCGCAAAAAAUUUAAAAAUUCAAGACUCUAAUGGUAUAAGCGAAAUUUAUAAAAAAAAAAUCGAAGACGUUUUAUGUACUAACGAUGAAAAGAAUGCAACUGAUAAAAUAGUUUUAAACAGUUUAUCAAACAAAAAUUUUAAAAUUGCAGAUUCUUAUUCAAAUAUACUGUCUGAUUUUGAUUUAGAAGAGAAUUCAGACCAAUGUCCAGUAAAGGUGAAUCAAAGAAGUAAUUUUCUACCUCCUCCAAAUGAAUUCGGUGGGGGUAAUCCAUUUCUAAUAUUUCUGUGUUUAACCUUAUUGCUACAACACCGCAACAUCAUAAUGAGAAAUAAUUUAGACUAUAACGAGAUGGCAAUGCAUUUUGACAAGAUGGUGAGAAAACAUGACGUUAACAGAGUAUUGAAUCAAGCACGACGCAUGUAUUUUGAAUAUCUAAAGACAUAUAAUGCCCUUGCAAACGCUGCAACUGCGACAGAAUCUUUAAAAAAAAAUUCUAACAACCUGGAAAAAUCAUAAUAAAAAUAU
Condylostylus longicornis is the source of this 3690-nucleotide messenger RNA. Its product is annotated as protein PF3D7_1417600. Lineage: Eukaryota; Metazoa; Arthropoda; Insecta; Diptera; Dolichopodidae. Bases 193 to 3681 code for a protein of 1162 amino acids. Gene Ontology annotation, cellular component: autophagosome. Gene Ontology annotation, biological process: regulation of autophagosome maturation; activation of GTPase activity. Gene Ontology annotation, molecular function: GTPase activator activity. The transcript is spliced from 4 exons. The record is from RefSeq and is a predicted model, not a curated record.